This is a messenger RNA of Salvia splendens (bonfire salvia), 1614 nucleotides long. Its product is annotated as exocyst complex component EXO70H1. The record is from RefSeq and is a predicted model, not a curated record. The transcript has a single exon. NCBI's taxonomy places the organism in Eukaryota, Viridiplantae, Streptophyta, Magnoliopsida, Lamiales, Lamiaceae. Gene Ontology annotation, biological process: exocytosis. Gene Ontology annotation, cellular component: exocyst. Gene Ontology annotation, molecular function: phosphatidylinositol-4,5-bisphosphate binding. Bases 1 to 1614 code for a protein of 537 amino acids.
AUGGCGGAGGAAUGCAUCAGCUACAACUACGCCGAAUAUAUAAUCAGGAAAUGGGAAGUAGGUGCCGCCAAAUUGAAUACAUUCUCAUCUCUGUUUCUCGCCGACAGAAAUGAAGCAUACAAAUUAUUAGAAGCUAUUAUCGGCGUUCAACACGCCAUGAACCACCAUGUCAAGCUGAGCACCACAUCUCGCAAACUCGUCGGAGCUCAAGAGUUGAUGCAGAUCGCGAUGCACAGGCUCAGAUAUGAAUUUUCCGCGAUAUUAUCCGCCACAAGAAGCAGCAAUCUCGACUCUGAAUCGUUAAAUUCUCAGGAUCGAGAUCGAGAAACCACGGCGACGGAAAGUGAGAGAGCGGUGGAGGAUUUGAAGAGUGUUGCGGAGUGCAUGAUCGCGUGCGGUUAUGCGAAGGAGUGUGUUGGUACUUAUCGAAUUGUGAGAAAAUCGAUCGUCGACGAGACGAUGUAUUAUUUGGGGAUUGAGAGGUUGAGAAAUUCUGAAUUGAGGAAUAUGGAGUGGAGGAAUCUGGAGACGAGGAUCAAUACAUGGCUGCGCGUGGUAAAGAUUGCUGUGCAGAAUUUGUUUAAACGAGAGAAGAUUAUCUGUGAUGCCGUCUUCUCUUCAUCGGAAAAGGUUGCGGAGGCGUGUUUCGCUGCAAUCUCGACGGAUGCGGCGGCGGAUCUGUUUUCCUUCGCGGAGAGUCUCUGCAAAUGCAAGAAGGUUCUCUCGCCGGAGAAGAUAUUCCGGCUGCUGGAUCUCUAUGAGGUGAUCUCCGAUUUGUGGCCGGACAUUGAGCUUUUAUUUGCCGAUAAGCUUUCGUCGGAGGUGAGAUCUCAGGCGGCGAUGGCGCAGUUGAAGCUUGGGGAGACGGUUAGUGCUAUGCUAGGUCAAUUCGAAGAGGCGAUUCGGAAGGAGACGUCGCCGCCUCCUAUCGGCGGCGGUGUUCAUCCCCUCACGCGCUACAUGAUGAAUUUCCUCGUUGUUUUAGGCGAUUACGACGCCGCGCUCUCCAGCAUUUUGGAGGAUUGGUCACCGGCGAAUGUUCGGAGUACUCCGACGAAAAACCGUUUCUCCAGCCACGCAUCCGGCGGCGAAGCGGAUGCAUCGGCACCGGAGAUCAGCCGUCGCCUCUCGUGGCUGAUUGUGAUCCUCCUCUGUAAGCUAGACGGCAAGACGGCGGCGUACGACGACGUCGCAUUGUCGUACUUGUACUUGGCGAACAACCUAAACUACGUCGUUUCGAAGGUUCGGAGCUCGAAUCUGGGGAUUCUGAUUGGGGAAGACUGGAUCGGGAAGCACGAGUUGAAUGUGAAAGCCUACUUAACGAAAUACGAGAAAAUCGGAUGGAGUGAUGUCACCUCCGCCGCGACGCCGCCGGCGGAGGUGGCGGAGUCUGUCGAAUUGUAUUACGCUGGAUUCCAUGAGACGUGCAGGAAGCAGAGAUCGUGGGUCAUACCCGACCCGAUAAUUCGGGAAGAGGUCAAAAUCUCGUUGCGUAAAAGGAUACUUUCGGGUUAUCGGGUCUUGUGCAAACGGAUGAAUAAUAUGCCGGAUGUAAUUGUCAGAUAUACCCCUCAAGAGUUAGAUAAUUACUUGUCAAACCUGUUUCAAGAAUAA